Microtus oregoni (creeping vole) is the source of this 6041-nucleotide messenger RNA. RefSeq names its product inturned planar cell polarity protein (gene Intu). Gene Ontology annotation, biological process: nervous system development; vesicle-mediated transport; cilium assembly. The coding region runs from base 68 to 2902 and encodes 944 amino acids. Gene Ontology annotation, cellular component: cytoplasm; cilium. Lineage: Eukaryota; Metazoa; Chordata; Mammalia; Rodentia; Cricetidae. The transcript is spliced from 16 exons. The record is from RefSeq and is a predicted model, not a curated record. Gene Ontology annotation, molecular function: protein binding.
GCUGGAGGUGCGGCUGGCUGGUGCUGGGGUCUGAGUGCUUUCACCAGGAGCUCUCGCGAUCCUGACGAUGUCGGACCCCGCGUGGCGAGACUCGCGUGGGCGCCCGGCCGAGCUCCCUGGCGACCUGUCCUCACAGGAGGAGGAAGAGGAGGAGGACGAUUCCGACGCCGGGGCCAGCGACUUGGACUCCCGCUCCUCAGCCAGCAGCGACACUGAUCUGGAGCCCGAGUGGCUGGACAGUGUGCAGAGGAAUGGUGAGCUGUUUUACCUGGAACUGAGUGAGGAUGAGGAGGAGAGCCUCCUUCCGGAGACACAGACCGUGAACCACGUCAGGUUCAGUGAGAAGGAGGUCAUCAUUGAAGAGGAUGACUCCAGAGAAAGAAAGAAGCAUGAACCCAAGCUCAAGCGCUUCACCAAGAUCCUGAAGAGCAAAAGACUUUUACCUAAGCGCUACCACAAAAAGAACAGCAAUGACAAUGGCCCGGUGUCCAUUCUGAAGCAUCAGUCCAACCAGAAGACUGGGGUCACUGUGCAACAGCGGUACAAGGAUGUGACUGUCUAUAUCAACCCCAAAAAGCUAACCGUCAUCAAGCCCAGGGAGCAGCUCAAACUCCUGGAAGUGCUGGUGGGAAUCGUCCAUCAGAGCAAGUGGAGCUGGAGGAGGAGCGGGAAGCCUGCCGAUGGAGAGAGGCUUGUGGUGCACGGCCUGUUGCCAGGAGGCUCUGCCAUGAAGAGCGGCCAGGUCCUGGUUGGUGAUGUCCUUGUUGCCGUGAAUGAUGUAGAUGUGACUUCUGAAAACAUAGAGAGAGUUCUGUCUUGCAUCCCUGGACCAAUGCAGGUGAAGCUGACAUUUGAAAAUGCCUAUGCAGUGAAAAAGGAAACAACCCAACCAAAAAAGAAAAAGCCACAGUCGAGCACGAACGAUUUGGUGAAACUUCUGUGCGGGUCGGAGGCCGAAGGCACCCAGCACAGUACUCUGGGAGCCCCCCACAUCACCAUGUACCUCUCGCUGCAGCUCCAAUCAGAGGUCUCCAAGGAGGAGCAUGAAAUUCUGUACCAUUACCCAGUGUCUGAAGCCUCUCAGAAACUCAAGAGUGUGAGAGGGAUUUUUCUCACCCUCUGUGACAUGCUGGAAAGUGUGACUGGGACGCCAGUUACUAGCUCAUCCCUCCAUUUAAAUGGGAAACAAAUACACGUUGCUUUCUUGAAGGAGUCUGACAAGUUGUUGUUAAUUGGCCUGCCUGCUGAAGAAGUUCCUCUUCCCCAGCUAAGGAACAUGAUAGAAGAUGUCGCCCAAACCCUGAAGUUCAUGUAUGGUUCUUUAGACAGCUCCUGUUUCUUCAGCGCCUUUUGCCAGGUUGAGAAUACUCCUCGCUUGGAUCAUUUCUUCAGCUUGUUCUUUCAACGAGCUCUUCAGCCUGACAGGUUGCAUCUCAGCGCCAGCCCCAGUGCACAACAGUAUGAUGCCGCCAGCGCCGUGCUUUUGGACAGCCUCCCUGGAGUGCGUUGGCUCACACUUCCACAGGAACUCAAGGUGGAACUGGACACAGCGUUGAGUGACCUUGAGGCCAACGACUUUGAAGAACUGUCUGAGGAUUACUGUGACAUGAGACGGCUGUACACAAUUUUGGGAUCUUCUCUGUUUUACAAGGGUUAUUUGGUGUGCAGCCAUCUACCCAAGGAUGAUGUCGUUGAGAUUGCUGCGUACUGUCGCCAAUACUGCCUGCUGCCUUUAGCGGCAAAGCAAAGAAUUGGCCAGCUGAUAGUAUGGAGAGAAGUCUUCCCGCGGCACCACCUCCAGCCUCCUUCAGACUCAGACACCGAGGUCUUCCAGGAGCCUGAAGGGAGAUAUUUUUUACUAAUUGUUGGACUGCGCCAUUAUGUGUUGUGUGUGCUGUUAGAAGCUGGAGGCUGUUCAUCUAAAGCCAUUGGGAAUCCUGGUCCAGACUGUAUCUAUGUAGAUCAGGUCAGGACAACUCUUCAUCAGCUGGAAGGAGUAGACUCCCGCAUUGAGGAACGGCUAGCCUCAUCUCCGGGGCCCUGCCUGUCUUGUGCUGACUGGUUCCUUGCUGCAUCACGUGAAAAGGCUGAUAGUUUGACCACUUCACCUAUCCUCAGUAGACUACAGGGGUCCGCCAAAACAGCAACCUCUCCAACAUGCAGAAGAACCUUUUUCAGUGACUAUUCCUUCAAGGCACGGAAGCCCAGUCCCUCCCGGAGCAGUGGCGGAUGUGAGCCUGGUGAAGGUGGAGAAGGUGUUGGUCUGAGCCCACACACUACCCCAGAUGCAGUCCGGAAGCAAAGAGAAGCCGAUGGCUCGGAGGACAGCGUGGCAGUGCUUAAGCUCGCUAGGAAGAAGUCGACACUUCCAAAUCCAUUUCAUUUGGGAAAUUCAAAAAAAGAACUUACAGAAAAAGACGUGGAAGUCUAUAACAUGAUGAAAUUGACCUCCGGACCGGAGAAUACACUCUUCCACUAUGUCGCCUUAGAAACAGUUCAGGGCAUCUUCAUCACCCCCACCCAUGAAGAGGUGGCUCAGCUAGGCGGUUCCGUCCAUGCUCAGCUAAUUAAGAAUUUCCAUCGGUGUUGUCUCUCUAUUCGUGCAAUUUUCCAACAGACAUUGAAGGAAGAGAGAAGGAGAGCGCUGCGUGGUGGAGAUUGUCCGGAGCCUGCAGACUCUGUGUCGUCUCUGACUCCCGUGAAAGAGCAUGGUGUGCUCUUUGAAUGCUCCCCUGAGAACUGGACCGAUGAGAAGAAAAGUCCGCCAGUUAUGGCUUACUGGGUGGUGGGGAGGCUCUUCCUUCACCCAAAACCUCAGGAACUGUAUGUGUGUUUUCACGACUCGGUCACAGAAAUUGCCGUUGAGAUGGCAUUUAAACUGUUCUUUGGAUUAACAUUGUAGCUGUGUUUGUAGGAUACAAAGCAACACACAUGGACCGUGUGACAGUGCCAGGAUGGCCAAAAUCAACACAUAAAGAUAAGGCUCAGUUUAGUCACUUUCCAGUAUUGAACUUCUCUUGUUAAAUGUCGAGAGCAGGGCUGUUGGGUUGGUGUGUCAGACUCCGAGCAGAUCCUGGGUCAGAGUAUGGAGACACAAUUACUAAUUUAUUGCCAUUUUGGUAUACCAUGCUAAUUUAUUGAAUAGUUUUAAAUAAUGUGAAUUCUUUAAUAAAAAAUUAAUAUAGAUGUUUAUUUGGGGAUCAUAUUCAACUCAUUUUUUAAAUUGAAACCCAAUGCUGACUUACACGGUGAAGGGAUCGUGAAAUAGAAGAGAUGAUGAGGUUCUCUAGUUGGUGGGCUCUGUGUUGUGAGGAGCCCUGCACCUGUCAGGCUCAGAGAAUCUGUGUACUAAUAACAUUAUUACUGCAUUGGGAGUUUUUAAAAUGCCAGUUAAGAAAAAUGCAUUGUUUUCAUGGUGUGUAUUAGUCAGUAUCUAAAUUUGCAAUAGUUGUGUUCUGGUUUCUUAGCAAAUCAAAAGCCUUCUCAUUCGUCUCAGUAUUUUAGUGGAUCCCUUCCUGCAGAGGAAGAGGGGAAGGAUGGAAGUUAAGGUUUAUUUAUAUUUAUUCAGUUCUCUUUAUUCUUUGUGAUAAGCUUUAUUUUGGAUUAGGAGACUUAUUUUUAAAUUUUUAAUAAUCUAUAAGUUUUUUUUUCUUCCGUUGAAAUACAUUCUGGUACACAUAUAUUUUAUAUCACUCUAGCAGAUCAUACUAAAAAGACUGGAAGAGGGCUGGAGAGAUGAUUCAGAAGUCAUGAGCAGGUACCUCACUGGAAAAGCCCUAAGUUCAGCUCCCAGCACCCACAUCAGACCACUCACAACCACCUGUAACUCCAGGGAAUCCUGGAGUUUGGAGUUUGGCCUCCACAGAUAUGCAUGUGAGCGCGUGCGCACACACACACACACACACCGUGCAUACACACAAGCACACAAUUAGAAAAUAAAAUCCCUUUGAAAACACUGAACCAAACUGCUUAACAGUGUCAUAGGGUAACUUCUUUUACAAAAUACUAGUUUUUGUCCUAGAGAUAAGCAUCAGUCUGUAUUGGGUUUUCCCAAAGAAAGAGGAGGAACUUUAACCAACAGCUGUUUCCCUGAGCUUCAGUAGUAGAGAAGACUGCGUAGACAUUGAUUUCAUUGGUCAUGAGAAUUCAGUAUAUUGAAAAAAAUAUAGUAAAUACUACAUUUAUUAUUACCAUCUACCCUGGUGGGCAUCCCACAUACUCAAUAGUCCCCACACACUACAGUCCUGGCUAGCUUCUCCUUCAAAGAUUACAUAUGUUGGAAGGAAGCUAACUGAAAUCGAUCUAAAGUUCAUCCCUGUAUUUUCCCUCCUUAAACAUGAGUGUUCCCGCUGAAAUUACAAAGCGUAUCAGUGCACCCUGAGCCAUUUGGUCUUAUAGAAAAACUUUUACCCCUCUGUUGUCAGUUAAGAGAUUCUCACUGAGGCAUUGGUAACAGACACCGGCUGUUUAUAUCACCAGUGACUUCUGGGCUUUAAUUUCAGCUUUCAAGGCAGAGAAGGAAAUUUUGGAUCUUGAGGUGUUAAAAAGAGUUUGAACUAUCUCCCCUCUUAACAAGAGUCAAAUUGGCUAAGGCUGUCCUCUGUCUCAGACUGCCUGUGUGCCAACGUAUGUGUUCCAGAACUUCUAAAAUCGUAUUUAUUAAAUGCUUUAAGUUUCUGAAUAGACCCUUAAAUCCCAAAGCUGUUUCUAAUACUGAUCAUUAUAUUCAGUGUAGCCGUGGUCACCUCAGAUUUUCAAAUAGAACAAACUAAGACUUGAAAUUUUAAUACAGAGAACUUUUUUCCCAGUUAAAUUUUCAUCUGCUGGUGCUUUUUUGGUGUCAGAUAACGAUAAGAACACUAUUUUAAAAGGGGUGUAAAAACAGAAAGCAGAUAACAGAUCUUAAAGAUGGGCCAUUUGCUGUGUGGCCCUUGAACACUAUAAUGUCCAUGUUGAAGAGGCAUUGCAUUUUCAAAAAAUAAAAUGCUGACCUCUUUUUCAUCUCCAGGGGAACAUUGGUGGUAAACUUAGCUGACCAAUUGUCUGAAUAGUUCAGACUCACACCUGAAAUGCAGUCUUACUGUUGGCAUUCAAGUCCUGUCUGCCUCUGUUACAGGGAGGGGACAGAGAGACAAGUGCAGAUCCCAUAGCGAUGGGCUCUCAGAGAAACCUUCCUGAGUUAGGCUUCAUUCACAUCCUAAUAAUGAUGUUCCAGAAAACAUGAGAUACAGUGUCUACCUAGCGUUCCUCGAAAGUCAGACACAGCCAGGCAUGGUGCCAUAUGCCUCUAAUCCCAGUGUUCAGGAGGCUGAGGCAGGAGGAUAUAAUAAAUCCAAGGACAGGCAGGGCUAUACAACAAGGCUCUAUCUCAAACAAACAAAACACAAGGACUUCAUUACUUCUGUCAUGUGUUUCUUGGCCCCAAAUAAAUUUUAGACUCUUGCCCUUUCUCUCCCUCUUCUCCCUAUCCUUGGCUUUCUUUUGGCUCUGUCACAUCAGAGAACUGUACCUAGGAGGGUACAAAGUGUUUCACUUUUUGUGCCAAGGGACAGUGGAUGACAAUGUGUGCCUAACAAAAUGGUAAUUGUGAAAUAAUCACUGUCUAAAUAGUUCUGACACAAAUUGAAAAAAAAAAAAACUGUGAAACCAGUCUACGAGGUUUGGCUGCUUUGACCACUGUGUUAAAGUGUGUCCUCUCAACUGUGGUUGUCACAUACUAUAAAGUAUGAGCUGUGAGCUGCAGCUACUGCUUACCACCGUUAAGUGCCCUCUGCCUGAGAGCAAGGGAAACAGCUGAGUCAAGUCUACUACCGCACAACACGGCAGGAAUGACCUGGGGAAACUGUGGCUUACUCUUGUGUUGACAAUAAGGAUGUAUAUUUUGGACAUCUUUUAAAAUAGUGCUACUAAAACUUGAACCUAAAAACCAAACCUUAUGAACUAACUUAAUUUUAAAGAAUUUUAUUUCUGUAUGUAAUUAAAGCUAUUUUUCUACAUUAUUCAGAGUUUUAAAUAAAAGUGUUUUGGAGGUUUGUUUGCAU